AUAUUGGGCGUGGGGAUCCGCUUCCAGCUGGCAAAAAAUGGAGAGCGUAGGACAAACUCGCCGGAAGCAAAGAAUCCGCCUUUUCUCUCUCGAUUUCUGAAUCUACAAAAGAAGCGGAGAAGGAAUCGGAGGAGACAGGCAGACCCCGACGCGUGUGUUGAGUUUUUUGUAGAAAGUAGCAGUACCCAGUGCUCAGUGGCGUUUUCCAUUCCAAUUGCCUUCCUUCCUUGGAUGCUAGCCCUCCUGUCAUGGAUUCUCUGCGUUUACUGAAGUGCUCCACUGCCUCUACGCAAACCCAUGUCAGAAGGCAGUUCAUAUUCUUCCAUCAUCCGCGCACGAUUCCUCAAAGCAUCUCUUUCCUCAAUCCUAGAAUUGAGUUUCUGGAGCGACUGGCCAGAGUACCCAGACGCUCUUUUCCAGUUGUUUCUGCAGUUUCCUCGACCAAAAUGGGGGAGGAAGAGAAGAAGAUAACAGAGAAGAUAGGUUCACAGCAUGGACGCCAGAAGGUGCGACUGAGGAUAAGAUUGGAUCACCAAGUUGAAUUCGGUGAGAAUGUUGUGAUUUUGGGGUCUAUGAAAGAGAUGGGUUCAUGGAAGCAGGAAGUAUGGUUGGGUUGGACGGAAAAUGGGUGGGUUUGUGAAUUGGAAUUGAGGGGCAGUGAGUUGUUAGAGUACAAAUUUCUCAUUGUGAGAAAGGACAAGACUAUGGUAUGGGAAAAUGGUGAUAACCGGGUCUUGAAACUUCCAAAACAAGGUAGUUUUGUGAUUAUUUGUAGAUGGAAUGCUACGAGGGAGGCUGCCAAGUUGUUGCCUCUGGAUGCAGAACAGAAUGAAGUGGAAGUGGAGGAUGCUGAUGAUAAAGGAUCUGCCAUCACUGAUGGUGUAGUUCCUUUAGAAGUGGAGACAAGUCCUUUUGUCGAGCAAUGGCAGGGCAAGGUUGUGUCGUUUAUGCGAUCAAAUGAACAUCAGAACAGGCAGCUGGAAAGAAACUGGGAUACUUCUGGUCUGGAAGGUUUGGCUCUAAGAUUAAUUGAGGGUGAUCAGGGAGCCAGGAAUUGGUGGCGGAAGCUUGAAGUUGUACGCGAACUUCUAGCUGGCAUUCCGAAGAAUGCGGAACGUUUGGAGGCUCUCAUAUAUACAGCUAUAUAUCUGAAGUGGAUAAACAUUGGGCAAAUUCCUUGUUUUGAAGAUGGAGGUCAUCAUCGACCUAACAGGCAUGCUGAGAUUUCUAGGCUUAUAUUUUGCGAAUUGGAAAGAAUUACUUAUGGGAAAGACACUUCACCUCAGGAAAUAAUUGCCAUCCGAAAAAUUCACCCAUGUUUGCCAUCUUUUAAGGCAGAAUUUACUGCAUCUGUUCCUCUAACUCGAAUUAGAGAUAUUGCUCAUCGGAAUGAUAUCCCUCAUGACCUCAAGCAAGAGAUAAAACACACAAUACAAAACAAGCUUCAUCGUAAUGCUGGACCAGAAGAUCUGGUUGCCACAGAAGCAAUGCUUGCAAGAAUUACUAAGAAUCCUGGAGAAUAUAGCCAGGCAUUUGUGGAGCAGUUCAAGAUAUUCCAUCAAGAACUUAGGGACUUCUUUAAUGCUGGAAGCCUUGUUGAACAACUUGAUUCAAUAAGAGAAUCUUUGGAUGAACAGAAGCUAUCAACUGUUAAAUUAUUUUUGGAUUGCAAGAAGAGUCUGGAUAUCUUGGAAGAAUCAAGUGACAUUGUGGAAAAUAAAUCCAUUGGCUUGUUAAUUAGAACCAUGGAAUCGUUGAACUCUCUGAGGGAAGGAAUUGUAAAGGGUCUGGAAAGUGGUCUUCGUAAUGAUGCUUCUGAUGCUGCAAUAGCAAUGCGCCAAAAAUGGCGUCUUUGUGAGAUUGGCCUUGAAGACUAUUGUUUUGUUCUUCUAAGCAGAUUCCUCAAUGCACUUGAUGCUGUCGGAGGGGCUCAUUGGCUUGCAGAGAAUGUGGAAUCAAGGAAUGUAAGCUCUUGGAAUGAUGCACUUCGCUCACUCAUUGUUGGCAUUCGUCAUCUGGUCCUGUCUGGUUGGAAUACUGAGGAAUGUACUGCAAUUGGAGAUGAACUCAUUGCAUGGAAAGAGAGAGGUCUAUCUGAAAGGGAAGGCAGAGAAGAUGGCAAGAUAAUAUGGGCAUUAAGGCUUAAAGCUACUCUUGAUAGAGCAAGGCGUUUGACUGAAGAAUAUUCUGAAGCACUCCUCCAGAUGUUUCCUGGAAAAGUGCAGAUUUUGGGGAAAGCUCUUGGUAUUCUUGAAAGCAAUGUCAGGACGUAUGCAGAAGCUGAGAUUCGUGCCAGUGUCAUUUUUCAGGUUUCAAAAUUGUGCACUCUCCUUUUAAAAGCAGUUAGAACUAUACUUGGGUCACAGGGUUGGGAUGUUCUGGUUCCAGGAAUUGCUUUUGGGACCUUGGUAGAGGUUGAGAGAAUUGUCCCAGGGUCAAUACCAUCAUCUAUCGCUGGAUCUGUUAUUCUUGUGGUCCACAAAGCUGAUGGCGAUGAGGAGGUUACGUCUGCUGGGAGUAACAUAGCAGGAGUUGUUCUUCUGCAUGAGCUGCCUCACUUAUCUCAUCUUGGUGUUCGAGCCCGACAGGAAGAGGUUGCUUUUGUAACCUGUGAAGAUGAUGAUAAACUUACUAAUAUCCGUGAGCUUAUUGGAAAAUAUGUGAGGUUUGAAGCAUCCAUAGCAGGUGUUAUGUUAAGUCCAUCUUUGUCAGAGAAUUGCAAUGAUGAAGAAAAUGUGAGAACUUUUCCCGAUAAUGGUUCAUCAACUGUUGAAUCCCUUGAUCCUCGUGAUUCUUCCCUGUCUGCAGUCGAAGCCCUUACCAAUCAGAGUGUUCCUGCUCGUGGCAUCAUACCUCUUCUUCAUGCAGAAACUCAGACUUCUGGUGCAAAGGCUUCUGCUUGUGGCCGCUUAGCUUCUCUGGCUUCCAUUUCUAAUAAAGUUUACAGUGACCAGGGGGUGCCAGCUUCAUUUGAUGUGCCUGCUGGGGCAGUAAUACCUUUUGGCUCGAUGGAAUUAGCAUUAGAGCAAUGCAACUGUAUGGAAAGCUUCAAGUCCUUCAUUGACCAAAUAGAAACUGCACGGGUUGAAGGUGGUGAACUUGACAAAUUAUGCCAUCAAAUGCAGGAGCUGAUCUCCUCCUUAAAGCCCCCAAAAGAAAUUAUUCAUAGCGUAGGGAAAAUGUUUCCUAGCAAUCCGCGAUUGAUUGUUCGUUCCAGUGCCAAUGUGGAGGACUUGGCUGGAAUGUCAGCUGCUGGACUUUACGAGUCAAUUCCGAAUGUCAGUCUUUCGAAUCCAGUAGUUUUUGGAAAUGCUAUUAGUCGAGUCUGGGCUUCACUGUAUACCAGGAGAGCGGUUUUGAGCCGUCGUGCUGCUCAUGUGCCUCAGAAGGUUGCUGUCAUGGCAGUUUUGGUGCAAGAAAUGCUUUCGCCAGACCUAUCCUUUGUGCUGCACACAAUGAGCCCAUCAGACCACAACCAUAAUGUUGUAGAGGCUGAGAUUGCUCCUGGGCUUGGUGAAACUUUGGCUUCAGGUACCCGGGGUACUCCAUGGCGCCUGUCUUCAGGAAAGUUUGACGGGCUAGUGCGCACGCUGGCUUUUGCUAAUUUCAGUGAGGAGCUGUUGGUCCUCAGUGCAGGUCCUGCUGAUGGGGAAGUUAUUCAUUUAACAGUGGAUUACAGCAAGAAACCUUUGACAGUUGACCCAAUUUUCCGCCGGCAACUUGGUCUGCGCCUUGGGGCAGUUGGUUUCUAUCUGGAGCGUAAGUUUGGUUGUCCACAGGAUGUGGAAGGUUGUGUGAUUGGCAAAGAGAUCUUUGUCGUCCAGACUCGGCCCCAGCCUCGAUGAGAGCUUCGUAGUGUAUUCCGUCUUUUCUAAACAGGACUACCCAAAGGACAUCCCUGUAACUGGCAAGCGCAUUCCUAUGUUGUAUAUGCAUGUAUGUACAAUUUCAAAAUUAAGUUUUUAUUUGUACAACAUUUGUAUGAAAUAAAUUAAUAACAAUACUAUUUGCUUGUCAA
Messenger RNA from Malania oleifera, 4018 nucleotides. Its product is annotated as phosphoglucan, water dikinase, chloroplastic. Gene Ontology annotation, biological process: phosphorylation. The coding region runs from base 249 to 3845 and encodes 1198 amino acids. The transcript has 19 exons. Lineage: Eukaryota; Viridiplantae; Streptophyta; Magnoliopsida; Santalales; Ximeniaceae. The record is from RefSeq and is a predicted model, not a curated record. Gene Ontology annotation, molecular function: ATP binding; kinase activity; starch binding.